AUGAUGGCCGCAUCCAAUGGAACUGGUCAAGAACUAGCUACCACUCUAUCAAAGUCUACAAUCUCCGGCGGCUCAGACGCAAUUCAAAUCUUUCAACUCGUCCACCGACUCAACAUUCUCGCCAAAUGGUUCAACAAUGACCUCGACAAAGCUAAAGCCGCUCUGCAAGGCCGUUGUGUUCUAGAACUUGGCUGUGGUCAAGGCGACAUGACUGUUGCUUUGGCACAUCUCGUACAAAAUCAACUCCACGACGAGGACAGUGAACACCACGACAAUGUCGCGAAAGGCAAGAUCUUAGCCCUCGAUCCUGGAGACUUAGACUACGGUGCUCCAUAUACCCUUCGUCAAGCGCAAAAGCACAUUUCGGACAGUGCCAGCGGUCUUGGAAAAUGUAUCAAUUGGAUACAAUAUGAUCCAAUCGAAUACCUCGAAAAUCUUGAUACUCAGAACGAGGGGACCAGCACGGCAGAUGGAUUACCUGACUUCAUCAUCCUCGCACAUUCAAUCUUCUACCUCCCGAACGAAGAUUACUUCUCACGCCUCCUGCGAGCUCUUCACAACGCCGCAGCACAAUCACAAACUCAGAACAAAAACGGAGAUCCUCCUCGCCUUUUGCUCGCAGAAUGGGGGCUGAGAGUCACGAAUCCUGCGGCAGAAGCACAUGUCCUUGCGGUUGAGAUCCAGAAGGCGAGACCGAUUGAGGAGGGGAAUGUGCAAUGUGUUAUUUCACCAGCGAGGAUCGUGGAGUUGGCUAAGGAAGCGGGCUGGAGGAUUGAACGAGAGGCAUGGAUUGAAUGUCCGCAGGUUGACGAUGGGAAGUGGGAAGUUGGGGCUGUGAAAGCUGAUACCAAGUUAGAUGGACUCCACGAGGAUAGCGAGAUUAAGAGGAAAUAUCAGAGGAUGUUGGAGUUGAGUGAGAAAGAAGGAGAGGUGAGGAGCAUGGAUGUUUGGACUGGUGUGUUUGGGCUGGAAUGA
Molecule: messenger RNA, 975 nt
Organism: Cercospora beticola
Lineage: Eukaryota; Fungi; Ascomycota; Dothideomycetes; Mycosphaerellales; Mycosphaerellaceae
Product: class I SAM-dependent methyltransferase
Source: RefSeq, a predicted model, not a curated record